Messenger RNA from Trypanosoma theileri, 651 nucleotides. RefSeq lists its product as uncharacterized. Bases 1 to 651 code for a protein of 216 amino acids. The record is from RefSeq and is a predicted model, not a curated record. The transcript has a single exon. Lineage: Eukaryota; Euglenozoa; Kinetoplastea; Trypanosomatida; Trypanosomatidae. Gene Ontology annotation, molecular function: calcium ion binding.
AUGUCCAAACCCAAACGAGGUAGGAAAGGUGAUAAUGCUGAGAAUGGAAGUAUAACUCUUGGAGGAAAGCAUCUCUUAGUUUCAGUACAAGAUAGGUCUCGUCGAUUAAGAUAUACGAAACGCUUUGAAGAGUUUCUUGAGGCAACUCGAGAGGCAGAUCGUGGACUUAGUACUAUUAACUCUUCUGAAAUAAAUGAAGUUCCAACUUUGCUAGUUGGAUAUAUUGCCCGUGCGAUGGGUCUUAAUCUGUCUAAUGGAGAAGUGCUACGCCUAGUGGAAAUGAUAGAAGAAAAAGAAGGUGCAUCUCGUGGUUCUGUAUCUGCAAGUUUAUUAAAAGAAAUAAUAGUAGAGGCUCUCAUGACUGGAAUUUUGGGCACUCAGUCUGGUAAAAAAGGUCCUGGGGCUUCUAAGACGGUACCACCACCAAUAUCUGUAGUUCGUGAUAGUGAAGAUACUAUAUAUAGGGCUUUUUCUGUUUUAGAUGUUCAUAAUCGUGGUUUUUUAGAAGCUGAUGAAAUUCGUCAUUUCCUCCGCAGUGGAGCCGAACCAUUUACUGAGGAAGAAGUAGAAGAAUUCAUAGUUGCCGCCGCUGACCCUGAAAAUGGUCGUAUUUAUUACGAGGAAUUUGCUGAUGUACUUGCAACGGAGUAA